AUGGCUGUUGGUGUUCAAUACUCCUUGAAUCGUAAGAACCGUUGGGAGCUCGAACCUUCUGAUCUCUUGGAGAACUUGGAAAGCGCCGAUGAUGUGAAUGUGUUGGUUACCAAAAGCGAAACCACCAUCGACCGUUAUCAUGCAGGUUACCACACACGUUGCAAAGCUCUCCAUACCAUGGAUAAAGAUGGCGUGAUUAAGUCUGCCAGUACUCGUGGUACCGGAGUUCAUCAGUCCGCUUUGCUUAAAGCAACUGGAGCCUUGGACAAUGAGAACGAAUCUGAUACUCCUGAUGAGAGAGGCAACAUCGUUUAUUGUAUGGAGACCCAACAUAAGAACGACCGCGUUUACUUCCAAAGAACUGAGAAGAAAAGAACUGGAAGAGGUAGCUGGAGAAACCCAAGAAGAAACAAAUUGGUGGAUAUGUCUGAGCUCGAACUCUCUGAAAUGGAAAACAGCGUCCAUUUGGAGGAAAACGAAACAUACAAGCCUAGCCGUGAUUUCAAGUUUUCGCUCGGUGACUUCAUCGAUGCCUCCACUACUGUUCCUGUGAACAUUCGUCGUCAGAGCAUCGAGAGUAUCAAGAACAUCGAAGAAAUCGAUAAGAAUGAACUCCCCAAAG
Auanema sp. JU1783 is the source of this 622-nucleotide messenger RNA. The record is from the annotation of a GenBank genome assembly. Lineage: Eukaryota; Metazoa; Nematoda; Chromadorea; Rhabditida; Rhabditidae.